Molecule: messenger RNA, 711 nt
Organism: Symbiodinium sp. CCMP2456
Lineage: Eukaryota; Dinophyceae; Suessiales; Symbiodiniaceae
Source: the annotation of a GenBank genome assembly
AUGCCUUCAGGCCAUGUCAUGAUUUGUCAGAGCCUCUUGACAUUCUUUAUGUUGGAGGCUGUGCGGCAUCAUCUGCUUUCAGCAGUCAUUGUGUCGCUGUUGCUGAUGCCCGCAAUGCCUUGGGCCCGUUGGUACAACGGCGACCACAGCGCAAAACAGGUGGCUCUCACGUUUAUCAUGGCCACUGUUAUAGGUUUGAUCGAUUAUGUUGCGUUCCUGCUGUUCUUCGUGGACGGUUGGGCCAGCGAGACAGAGAAGGUGCUGCUAGCAGAAGUUGCAUCGCUACCAUCUCCAUCGGGAGGCCCAUGGCAGCCAGUAGCAGUGCUGGAUUGCCGCCCCUCAAGCCUAUCACAGCAUCUGUGGAUCGUCGAGGUCGCACUCUGCCGUGAGCAGCAUCGAAGCAGACUCACACACAGAGAGACAAAUCAACGACACGCGCAGACAUGUACCCAGUCAAGCGAAGCUCUUGAUGCAGUUUCACCCACGGUCCAAGGCGGCCAUUCACUUGAAAACGGAGCUGCCAGAGCACGUUUGCUCGUGACUUUGAUCCUUCACCAACAAGAUCAAUCCGGUUCGGAGCAUUUUCGGGGCUCGAGUACGACAGCGACAGCAACCGGGAAGCACUUCCAGUUUCGCAAUGACUCGCUUCAUCCUCGCACUUAUUGUCGCCUGCGCUGUUGCAGAGCCGCAAAGGCACUCACGCGACAUUGA